Molecule: messenger RNA, 1574 nt
Organism: Tripterygium wilfordii
Lineage: Eukaryota; Viridiplantae; Streptophyta; Magnoliopsida; Celastrales; Celastraceae
Product: RGG repeats nuclear RNA binding protein A-like
Exons: 7
Coding region: 247-1368 (373 amino acids)
Cellular component (GO): nucleus; cytoplasm
Molecular function (GO): RNA binding
Source: RefSeq, a predicted model, not a curated record
GUUUUAGAUAGGUUUCGCCCUCACUCCCUCUGUCUCUCUCUCUCUCUCACUCUCUAUUGCGGCUAGGGUUUUCUCUUUUUACUGUCGUUUCUUUUCUGUAUCUAACACCGGAGACUGGAUUUAUAGAUAUAUGUAUACGCAUCUGUUGUGUUUAUGGAGGUUUUGAUAAUCUAGGGUUUUUCUUGGUCGCCCGAAGAGGUGAAGUUCGUGGAGUGUCGAAGGGUUUUUUUUGGGAAUUAUUCGGAAAUGGCGACCAUGAACCCUUUCGAUUUGUUGGGAGAUGACGCGGAGGACCCGUCGCAGCUGAUUGCGGCUCAGCCGCAGAAGGUCGCUGCUGCGACGAAGAAGGAGCUGGGUCAGGGUAAGCCGGCCGCAGCGGCUGCUCAGCAGAACAAGCCCGCUAAGCUCCCAUCGAAGCCACUCCCUCCGGCUCAAGCUGUGAGGGAGACAAGGACUGAAGCUGUCCGUGGCGGAGGUCGUGGAGGUGGACUUGGUUCUGGGCGUGGUCGUAGUGGAGGUGGACUUGGUUAUGGGCGUGGCCGUGGUGGAGGUGGGCGUGGAUAUGAUCGGGACUCUGUCUUCAACGAGAAUUCGUACAACAGUGGAGGUCCUGCUGGUCAAGGUGCUCCUGAAGAUAGAGAGGCUGCGAAAUCCUCUGAAAGGCGUGGCUAUGGUGGACCUCGUGGUCCUCACCGUGGUGGUCGUUUCGGUAAUGGAGAAGUUGGUGAUGAGGAGCGGACUCGUAGGCCGUUUGAACGUCAUAGUGGCACUGGGCGUGGAAAUGGAUUUAAACGUGAAGGGUCUGGCCGCGGGAACUGGGGAACUCCAACUGAUGAACUUUCUCAGGUGACCGAGGAAGUUGCUAAUGAGAAUGAGAAGAGUCCGGGUGACGUGAAGCCUGUGGGGGAGGAAGAUAUGACUGAUUUGAACAAGGAAACCCCUGCUAAUGAACCUGAAGAAAAAGAACCUGAGGAUAAGGAGAUGACUCUUGAGGAGUACGAGAAGGUCUUGGAGGAGAAGAGAAAAGCACUCCAGGCUCUUAAGACUAAGGAAAGAAGGGUUGAUGUCAAAGAGUUUGAAUCCAUGCAACAGAUUUCAAACAAGAAGGGCAAUGAUGAUGUUUUUAUCAAAUUGGGAUCCGAGAAGGACAAACGCAAAGAAGCUGAGAAGGAUGAGAAAGUGAAAAAGUCUGUGAGCAUCAAUGAAUUCUUGAAGCCUGCUGAAGGCGAAAGGUACCAUGGCCAAAGCGGCAGGGGUCGUGGACGUGGUCGUGGUUCUAGAGGAUUCAGUGCAAGAGAUGGGACAAGCAAUGUGCAAGCCCCUGCCAUUGAAGAUCCUGGGCAGUUCCCAACGUUGGGUGGAAAGUGACCCCACUUCCAAUCUCGUUGGUUUUACUUAUUUAUUUUUCAAUUUUGGUUUUCUUUCGGAUAUUUUUUCCUUCCUUUGGGGACGAAAGAUACUAGAAUAAUGUGGUCAUGUUAGAAAAGAUUUCUUCAGUUUAUGGUUUAAAAUGUAUACUAUUGUUUCAUGUGUUCAUUAGUUGGCUAUGAUAUUACAGACAACUGUUAGGACUC